AAGCAAUUGUAGUUAAUAAAUAACAUUCUGCCUGUCCAAGAGAUUGCAAUGUUGGAACGUGAUCAAAACGCAAGGAACGCUUUGUUACAGGCUAACUUUACCUUAAAUUCAUGUUUUUUUGUUUUAUUUAGUAAGUGGCAGUAAGUAAGAUGUCAAACAGAAAGGACCCUCCUGGGUCUCAGCCUUUUAUGAAGCGUCCAGACAACACAGCUUUUAAACAGCAGAAGCUUCCUGCCUGGUCUCCCACCCUCAAAGCAGAGACUGUUCUGCCCUUCUUCUUCCUGAGUGGGGUGGCCUGCAUUAUGAUUGGGGUCUUGCUUUGUAUAACCGCUGCUGGAGUCCAAGAAAUUAAAGUGGAUUACACAGAAGAAAGAGAUUGCGCUGAGUGCUAUACUCUCCGCCUAGACAGAGCAAACUCAAUAAUUGAUUGUGCAUGCACUGUAUCCUUCUCACUAUCAGAAGCAUUCAAGGGUGAUGUGUUCAUGUACUACGGAUUAACAAACUUCCACCAGAAUCAACGGCACUACAUGGUUUCCAGGGACAAUGCACAACUGGUGGGGAGACAGUAUAACUUAAAGAAUCCAAGUAUCACCUGUAUUCCAUUUGACAAAUACAAGAAUGGCACUCCUAUUGCACCCUGUGGGGCUAUUGCCAACAGCAUAUUCAAUGAUACUCUUCAGCUUUUCUACCACCCUGAUAAAAACACUGAAACACCAGUCCCUUUGCUGAAGACUGAUAUUUCAUGGUUCACUGACAGAACAGUGAAAUUUCAAAACCCAUCACCCAAGGACAAUCUUACUGCUGCUUUUGCAGGAACGGCCCGCCCCUUUUACUGGCGGAAGCCUGUGUACCAGCUCAGUGUGGAGAAGAACAACAACGGCUUUGUGAAUGAGGACCUCAUUGUGUGGAUGAGGCAGGCAGCCUUUCCUUCGUUUAAGAAGCUUUACAGGCGGCUGAAUCGCACACAGGAGUUCAACGAAGGCCUUCCAGCUGGGAACUACAGUGUUAAAAUUUCCUACAAUUACCCUGUGGGCAAGUUUAAAGGCAGAAAGUCUGUGAUUCUCUCCACUGUGUCCAGGCUGGGAGGCCACAGCAACUUCCUGGGUGUAGCCUACUGUGCAUCCGGCGCGAUCAUCCUGAUAGUGGCCAUCUUCUUAACAGUGGUUCACCUGAAAUUUAGGAAAAAGUCUCUGGGUCUAGAGGAGGAAUAAACCCUACUUUCCAGUAGCAGCCUGCUUAGAUGUUUUUUGUGUGUUUGUUCGUAAUACAGUUAGUAAAGAUCCACCAAACCACAUGGGAAUGAAAUAACAUGUAUUAUGAUGUGAGGUGUGAAGUGGAUGACAACCUACCUAAUGUGAUUAUGUAAAGAGGACCAAAAUGAGACUGUGACUAUUUAAAACCAGUAAUAAAAUGAUCUAUAGGA
Molecule: messenger RNA, 1423 nt
Organism: Acipenser ruthenus (sterlet)
Lineage: Eukaryota; Metazoa; Chordata; Actinopteri; Acipenseriformes; Acipenseridae
Product: cell cycle control protein 50A-like
Exons: 7
Coding region: 150-1211 (353 amino acids)
Biological process (GO): phospholipid translocation
Cellular component (GO): Golgi apparatus; endoplasmic reticulum; plasma membrane
Source: RefSeq, a predicted model, not a curated record